Molecule: messenger RNA, 1514 nt
Organism: Pogona vitticeps (central bearded dragon)
Lineage: Eukaryota; Metazoa; Chordata; Lepidosauria; Squamata; Agamidae
Gene: CDX4
Product: caudal type homeobox 4
Biological process (GO): cell differentiation; regulation of transcription by RNA polymerase II; animal organ morphogenesis
Cellular component (GO): nucleus
Molecular function (GO): DNA-binding transcription factor activity, RNA polymerase II-specific; RNA polymerase II transcription regulatory region sequence-specific DNA binding
Source: RefSeq, a predicted model, not a curated record
AAUGCAAAUGUUGUUUGGGAGCAGCCAGUUAGCUGUGACAUCAGGCAGGACCUUAGUAACUGUUAACCCAAGCACCUGGUAAUACCAUUGUUAAUCAUGUGUAGUAAAGAGACCUCAGGACUAGCAUGAGUCAUUUAUAGAGGCAGUUGGGGCUAGAAAAGAGAGAGUGAGAGAAAGAGGAGGGGGUGUGAGAUCAAAAGAGUUGAGCAGGAUGGCUUGGCAAGACAAAGCCAAGAGAUGAACAUCAUGUAUGUGAGCUAGCCUUUGGGGGGGGAAGUCAGUAUGUAUCCAGGAUCCAUAAGGUGCAACAACAGCAACACCAGCAGCAACAACCUGCCAGCACAAAACUUUGCCUCUAGCACAUCUUAUGCGGAUUACAUGGGAUUCCAUCACAUGCAAAGUAUGGACAGCCGUGGACAACCUUCAGGGGCAUGGGGAGCCCAUUAUGGCCUGCAAAGGGAGGAUUGGAAUGCUUAUGAUCCAGGACCCUCCAGCACGGUGACACCAGCACAUAUGAAUGGAUCUUCUCCCGGGCAGGUUUCUUACAGUUCUGCUGAUUACAGUGGCCUGGAUCCUGUUGGCUCAAGGGCUUUACCAUCUGUAGAUACAAUUAACACAGAGCAAAUCUCUCCACACAACCAAAGACACAGCUCUUACGAAUGGAUGAGGAAAACAGUCCAGUCCACUUCAACAGGAAAAACAAGAACAAAAGAGAAGUAUCGUGUUGUUUACACAGACCAUCAAAGAUUAGAACUGGAGAAGGAAUUCCACUACAACAGAUACAUUACAAUUCGACGGAAGUCAGAACUUGCUGCACACUUGCGACUUUCUGAGAGACAGGUAAAAAUUUGGUUCCAGAAUCGCAGAGCCAAAGAAAGAAAAUUAAUGAAGAAGAAAAUGACCAGUUUUGAUGGCAGCAGCCUUGGUUCCAUCCAGAGUGACUCUGGUUCAAUGAGUCCAAUUCCAAUGCCUGACCCACAGACUCAUUCAGAAAUAGCUGGUACUUUAUUUCCUCCACCUCCUCCUCCUCCACCACCUCCACCACCACCACCAACUCUUACAAUGAAUAGCUUACAACGUAAUGGGAAUCUUCAGCAAGUUGUGGCAUCUCAGUAAAGAUAUAUGUUUUAAGGGAGAACAGCCUACAAGAGCACUACAGUUCACAAUGGGAUCACCAAAGCUGCAUGCAAGAGAGACCUUCUAGCAUCAUCAAAACAGCUGAUUGUAACGUACAGAGAACCUUAUAUAAAGUACCAAGAACAGCAAGAGAACAGCAGAGCCUCCUUUGUCAAGCGGCCUGUGAUUGAAUGGUUAGGGUGUGAAAUGAAACUCUCUUGCCUGCAAACUUAGGGGCACAAAGCACCACACACAGAACAAUGUCUGGAAAGAGUGCUGGAGUCUACAUCUGCAGCUCUGCACUUUGCUUGAAAGACUCAAAUGCUGAGCAGUUUCUGUAAUCUGUAGUGUGUCUUCCCUCAAUGUACUUAACAAGGUGGAGCUGUUAAGACAUGUUG